AUGGCCGGAGUGCCAGAGAAGGUGCUCAACUGGCUAUACAGCGUUCUGCCCAGCGUAACGAGCCCAUGCAAGCUUUAUGUCCACCUGCUGACGCACACCUCGCAGGAAUAUGCAGACGUGAAUCGCACGUACCACGACGUCGCGGAGACGCUCUCCAACUACCCAUCGCUGUCCCCACGCACCGAGGUCUACACGGUAUUGAAGGGCGUAUUCGCAAAAGAACCGCCUGUUCGCUCGAAAGUACAGCAGCCGCAUUAUAACGCCCCUGCUGCGCAGGCUCCUCCGCCUGUACCUCCUCCGCCAGCAGACUGGAGGAGAUCAGUACAGGGCGCUUCACCUUCGCCAGGGCCUUCAUCAAGCGCUCCAGCACCUCCACCGAAACCACCCAAGCCGUAUGAGCAAGGCAGGCCGACCCCUCAACCACAGUCACAGCAUGAUCGAUACUCGCAGCCACCGCCGCUACCUCCGCAUCCUUCGCAGCAAGCACCACAACACCAGAGUCAACAUAAGCAGCCACCAAGUAAUAAUUAUGCUGGCGAGCCUAGCUGGCAGCAAUCGGGACCGGUCCAUUAUGCAGCGCGACAAACGAGCUAUGAUAUGAGCCCAGCAACACCAGUGGCGAAGCCACAUCGUCCACACGUGCAAUCGCAAAACUAUCCUCCGCAAUCCUAUGAAAUAGGGAGUCCAGUGAGUCCCAUGACCCCAGAAGAUCAGCGAUCAGCGAGUAGACCAUAUCAGCAUCAAGCGCCGCAACAGCCCCAAUCUUCCAGUUACUCACGGUCGCAGCAAUACCAACAGCGUCCACUACAACAAGGACAACAGUAUGGAGCUCCACCAGUCCAACCGCCAUACCAGCAAGGUCCUCCUCAGCACUAUCCGCCCCAGCAAUAUCCGCAAUACCAACAGCCACCACCACCACCACCUCAACCUCCAGCACCCCCGCCAAAUCUAAUGGACAUAGACUCCCUAGAAGUCACUCUUCCGUCGCAGAAAGGACCCCAACAGCCUCUCCACGUACCACCUGUACCUCCCAACCCAGAAAAAGACGCCCUCCUCCACGCACUCUCCUCAAGUCUUACCGCGCAGAUUCGGCAAACCGUCUCCCAGAACAAUGCCGCUAUCACGCCUCUGCAAGCGCAACAAGCCGCCCUCCAAAACGCUUAUACGCGCCUGCAGUCCGAGCUUGACCAGCUACAGCAACUUGAUGCCACGCUCGCCUCCAACGAGCAGAUCCUACGCGAUGCCAUGCGGGAAGCGGACAGGGUGAUGGAGGAUGCGCGGAGGAGAAAGGCUCCUGAUGUCGACGACGUGCUUGUUGCGCCGACGAUGGUGGGCGGGCAGCUAUACGCGGUAGCGGCGGAGGAAAGGGGAAUAAGCGAGGCUCUGUUUGUGCUUGGGCGGGCGUUGGAUAGAGGUAGAGUGGGGGCGGAUGUUUUUGUCAAGGUAUGUGAAUCCCUUUCGAUUCUACGGUGUGAGAAGAAGCUAACGACCAUGGCACAGCAAACCCGAGCUCUGGCGCGGGAGCAAUUUCUAAAAAAGGCGCUGGGGAAGAAGAUCGCAAGGGGAAUAGGGCUCGAUGAGUAUGGGAUGCGGUAG
Didymosphaeria variabile is the source of this 1596-nucleotide messenger RNA. RefSeq names its product Suppressor protein stp22 of temperature-sensitive alpha-factor receptor and arginine permease (gene STP22). The coding region runs from base 1 to 1596 and encodes 531 amino acids. The record is from RefSeq and is a predicted model, not a curated record. Gene Ontology annotation, cellular component: ESCRT I complex. Gene Ontology annotation, biological process: endosome to lysosome transport. Gene Ontology annotation, molecular function: ubiquitin binding. NCBI's taxonomy places the organism in Eukaryota, Fungi, Ascomycota, Dothideomycetes, Pleosporales, Didymosphaeriaceae. The transcript has 2 exons.